Molecule: messenger RNA, 687 nt
Organism: Plasmodium malariae
Lineage: Eukaryota; Apicomplexa; Aconoidasida; Haemosporida; Plasmodiidae
Product: Plasmodium exported protein, unknown function
Exons: 2
Coding region: 1-687 (228 amino acids)
Source: RefSeq, a predicted model, not a curated record
AUGAUAGCACAAACAAAUAAAUUCUUUUUUUUUAUUAAAAUUUUCGCAUUUUCUCUAUUAAUAUGGAUAUUGCAGGAUUCUUAUGAAACAAAUACUUCAGGAAAAUCAUGGACUAAGAAAAUCAACCUACAUAAUACCUCAGAAGUAAUGGUAAGCCGACUGUUAUGUAGAGACACAGAUGUAGAUUCUAAGCAGACAGACUUUCAUUUAAAAGAAAAAUUUCAGAACAAUUUUCAAAAACCUAUCAAUUCAAGCAAAUAUAUGCAUAAAAUUUUAAAUUCCUAUGAUAAAUAUAUAUUUUAUGAUUAUCUUGAAAAAGUACUUAAAGAAUUAAAAAAAGAAUCACCUACAACGGAAGAAUAUAAAUUAAGAGAAAAACAAGUCACAUCAUUUAUAAAUAAACUUUUACGGAAAUUACAAGAAAAAUAUAAAAGAAAAUUAAAAAAAGGUCCUUAUAUGAAUCGUAAAAAAUACCAAAAAUUUUUACACAUUGUAACUAACCAAAACACUAAAGACAUGCUUAAGAUUACUAUUCCAAUUUUAGCAAAAACAAACAUCUCAUGUAAAAAUAGCCUAUACUUAGUUAGUUCAUAUGGUGAAGCAAUAUUAUCUGAAUUAUUAUCACUAUCAAAUUCUAUUAUACAUACUUAUAAUAAAAAAUUUAAUAUUUCUGAGUAUGAUAACUAG